AUGGAUGACAAAGAACAGAAAUCCCACCAUCCACGACAAGCUGGUGCAAAGAAAGAGAAAAAGGAGAAAAAACAUAAAAAGAGCGAUGAGAGACAUAAUCCGAAAGCGUUUGCUCCAUUCUCUGGACGAAAAGCUGAGAAACUCGCUCGACGAAAGCAAGAACUUAGUCAAAAGAAACUCCAUGUUCCGCUUGUUGAUAGAACACCUGUUGUACCGCCUCCUGUAAUUGUAGCGGUGGUUGGACCGCCUAAAACCGGCAAAACUACACUGAUAAAGUCGCUUGUGAAGCGAUAUUCUAAACAUAAUUUGACUGAAGUGAAAGGGCCAAUCACCGUUGUUAGUGGCAAACAUCGGCGAUUGACAUUUAUCGAAUGUGCGAACGACAUGAAUUGCAUGAUUGACAUUGCAAAAACUGCAGACUUGGUAUUACUAUUGAUUGAUGCAAGCUUUGGCUUUGAAAUGGAAACAUUCGAAUUUCUCAACAUACUCCAAGUCCAUGGAUUUCCAAAAAUCAUGGGAGUCCUCACCCACCUCGACAAAUUCAGAAAUAACAAAACCUUACGCACCACAAAAAAACAACUUAAACACCGAUUCUGGACCGAGAUCUACCAGGGUGCGAAAUUAUUCUAUCUCUCGGGGAUAAUCAACGAUCGAUACCCGAACCAAGAAAUUCAGAAUUUGUCGCGUUUUAUUUCGGUCAUGAAGUUUCGACCGUUGAUUUGGCGAAAUACGCAUCCAUAUUUAUUGGCGGAUCGUGUUGAGGAUUUGACGGAUCCGGAGCAAGUUCGGCAGAAUCCUAUUUGUGAUCGGACCGUCACUUUGUAUGGAUAUUUGCGUGGAACUAAUUUGAAGACUAAUAUGAAGGUCCAUAUACCAGGUGCCGGAGAUCAACAUUUGGCCGAUAUUUCUGUGCUGCCGGAUCCUUGCCCGCUGCCCGAUAAAGUACGAAGAAGCUUGAGUGAAAAGCAAAAACUUAUUUACGCGCCGAUGUCAGAAGUUGGAGAUCCUAGUCCUCCACAGGGACCUGGCGAAAGAAUGGUUAUCGAGUUGCAAGAUGCCCCUGAUACUCUUUCAUCAAAAUUGGAAGCUAGUGAACUUCGGAUUUUUGCUGAUUCUGCACCAAUAACUGCUGCAAAUAUUGACGAAGAGGAAAAUUCAAAAGGUCCAAUUGAAUCGAAUGAACAAGACUCUCAAGGGCGUUUUCGUCGAAGAGCAAUUUUUCGAGAAAAAGCUAACGGUAGUUUUUCUAGCAAAGAUGAUUCAUUUGAUGAAGACUUUGAUAAACUGUCUGGUCAAUCUAAGUUAUAUGUGGAAGACAGUGAUCAAAACGUAGAAGAGGGAUUAAAAGAAGUGGAAGUUUCGCCUGAACAAAAUGAGGUGAACAAAAGAGUUGCCUUCACCAAAACUGAAAUAAGACUUGAUAAAGGAGAUGAAAAUGAAAUUUCUUUCGCCGAAAGUGACAGCGAUCUCGGUGAUCUUUCCAAUAGUGAACUAGAAGACAAUAAUGAUUCAGAUAUUGACGGUGCGCUACGUUGGAAAUCUAAGCUUGCGGAAAAAGCUAAAGAAAUGUUUAUCGCCAACAGAAGGCAAAAUCUCAUGCAACUUAUUUAUGAUGAUGAGAACGAUGAAUUCUUCUCUAUUAAGCGUGAAGAUAAAAAAGGCGGAUCGCUGAAUUCGGUUGAUUCUGUUAAAGCUGGUUUUGAUGAGAUUCAUUUGAACGAGUGGGAUGAAGAACAAACUUUACAAUCGAUAAGAAAUCGAUUUAUAACCGGUAGUUUGGAAGACUCCACGUUCAAAGACGUUGAAACCGGCAAAAUCGUAAAAGCUGUCGAUACAUCUCUAAAAACCAAAGAGCUACUAGAAUUCGAAGAACUCGCACGCAAAAAACAAGAACUCAAAAAAAAGUUCGAUGCCGAAUACGACAAAGAAGAUGAUGAUGACACAAAAUUAGAUUACUACGACGAAAUAAAAGAAGGGAUCGCCAAACAGCUACAGCUAAAUCGUGACGAGUUCGAAGAAGACGACGAAGUCACACGUGCUAUGGUAGAAGGAUUCCGACCUGGCUCGUAUGUACGAAUAUUGCUAAAUAAUAUACCAGCAGAGUUUGUGAAAUACUUUGAUCCUGUGUAUCCGAUCAUUCUUGGCGGAUUGUUGAAUACGGAAGAAAAUUUGAGUUUUAUUCAGGUACGAUUAAAAAGACACAGAUGGCAUAAAAAAAUUCUGAAAACGAAUGAUCCGCUUAUUUUUUCGAUGGGUUGGCGGCGGUUUCAAACGAUUCCGCUUUAUUCCCUUAAUGAUGGAACACGCGACAGAAUGCUCAAAUAUACACCAGAGCAUAUGCAUUGUAUAGCUACUAUUUUUGGUCCUAUUCAUCCUCCAAACACUGGUUUUUGUGCUGUACAGUCUGUUUCUAAUGACAACACGUCAGCUUUUCGUAUAAGUGCAACAGGCGUAGUCCUCGACAUCAACCACUCAGUUGAAAUCGUAAAAAAACUAAAGUUGACUGGCACCCCGUACAAAAUCUUCAAAAACACCGCCUUCAUCAAGGAUAUGUUCAAUUCUGCGUUGGAAGUAGCAAAAUUUGGGGGAGCGGGAAUUCGGACUGUUUCUGGAAUUCGUGGUCAAGUUAAAAAGCCAUUGCCGAAACCAGAAGGACACUUUCGCGCUACAUUUGAAGAUAAGAUCUUGAUGAGCGACAUUGUUUUUCUAAGGGCCUGGUACCAAGUCAAACCUAAAAAGUUUUAUAAUCCCGUCACGUCGUUAUUACUUUCCACAAAGACUGAUUGGUCGGGGAUGCGAUUGACUGGGCAACUUCGCAGAGAAUACGGGAUUCCUACACCAUCAAACCCUACUUCAACUUACAGGCCUAUAGAGCGACCAAUCCGUCGAUUCAACCCGCUCCUAAUACCCAAAAGUCUUCAGUCAGAACUUCCAUUUGCAUCAAAACCAAAAGACUUGAAAAAACGCUCGAGACCGACAUACGUACAAAAACGUGCGGUCGUCUUCGAACCAGAAGAGAAGAAAAUCUACACUUUGAUGCAGCAGAUUCACACCCUCAAAAAAGAGAAAGAGAAAAAGCGUAAAGAGAAACAGGCGAUACGGCGGAUCGAACAUAGCAAAAAAGUGGCGAAACAGGAUGCUGUUGUUAUGGAAAAAGAAAAAGAAAGUAGGAAACGGUUUUUCAAGAUGCAGGGGUUGAUGGCUACUAAAAGAAGUGGCGGUGAAAGAUCUUCAAAGAAGGCGAAAACGAAACAUGUGGAUGAAUAA
This is a messenger RNA of Ambispora gerdemannii, 3267 nucleotides long. Lineage: Eukaryota; Fungi; Glomeromycota; Glomeromycetes; Archaeosporales; Ambisporaceae. The record is from the annotation of a GenBank genome assembly.